This is a messenger RNA of Clonostachys rhizophaga, 1614 nucleotides long. Lineage: Eukaryota; Fungi; Ascomycota; Sordariomycetes; Hypocreales; Bionectriaceae. The record is from the annotation of a GenBank genome assembly.
AUGGAUGACGGCCAGGAAAUAUUCCAUCCGGACCAGGAAAUAUUCCAUCCGGACCAAGAAAUGAAUGAUCCGGACCAGGAAACCCGGAACGCUGCCAUCCAGAUUGCCACACUGACCAGAAUCAUCACUCGCCGGGCAAGAAAUAAUCCAAACGAUGAAGAAUUGCAACAACGCGCUCGUCUCGCCUUGGGCUUCUACAACAAGGUCGCGGCAUUCCUACAGGUUGACGAGAUCCCUGGAGAAGAUGGCCCACACAUCGGGUAUUUGACGACAAAUAAUGAUGACUUGGUUUGCAGGCAUCUGCCAACUGAGAUUUACGAAGCCAUCACUGCUCAGGUUCUUGAGUUUGAGUAUUCAGCGCGACAAAGAACCCUGAUUUCUCUUUCAGCAUCUUCAAAACUGCUUCGUCACCUCGCAGAGCCACAUUUGUACAACCAUCCCCGGGGCGCUCACUCAAUCGAGCGGCAAUGGAGAUUCAUGUUCAGUCUAGUUCUGGAGCCCCAGAGAGGACAUCUUGUGCAGUCGCUCGAGUUCCGAUGGUAUCCUCGGCCUGACAACAGCGAUCUUAUCAUUGAACUUCUUCACGCCUGUCCAAAUGUGCGGGAACUACAAAUUCAACGAGGCUCCUCCAUGUCCGACGUCGGGCUAAUUACACUCGAGGAAGUCACCCACCUGGCCAAUAUCUUCGCCGCAAGUCCCAGGGUUACUCAGUUUUGGUACGCAACAUUUACUGAGUGGCUACCUGAGAACCUUCGUUACGGGCAUGAGCAGGAGGAAAUCUAUAGAUUUUGUACAUUUGACAGCCGCUUUGCAAAGUUCGGUGCUCAGUUACAAGAACUGGCACUCCAUGGUCAAGUGAAUUGGCUCGUACGGGCGAUGCUGCUUAGUUUGUCUCCUGCACUCAAGUCUUUGACUCUCGGACAAGACACAGAUCUUGAUUUUUGGCCCCAUCCUCUCUUGUUACUGUCGCACUGCGCCCCUCACCUUGAAAUUCUAGAGAUGCGCUGUAGACUUGCCGACGGUGAGGAGCUCGUCAAUAGAUGCAAAAUAUGGACAAAGAGUCUGCGUGUUUUGCGUGUCGACAACAUAAAGUUUUCUAACGGCUCCCUUGGGGACGUUGUCAAAACUCUGGAGGUUCUAGAGAGUCUACAUCUGGGAUACGGGUGUGUCCUGACCCAAGGAGACCUUGAGGCGAUCGCUCAGUCACCCCCUCAGCAGCGGUUCAAGUCAAUUUCUAUACACGAUAUAGACACAACGGGAUCAACACUUCCUACGUGGGCGGAUCGCAUCGAACGAAUCAUCGAAACUCUAAUGGUCUCGCAUUCAUCAACGCUAACAAACGUUUAUCUCGAUCCCCAUACGAUCCAGUUGGGGAAGCGUAUGAUACUCAGCUGUAAGCAAAUGACCAACCUCGAGGACCUUCAUGUGACCUUUUCUAGCGACGUCACCGCAGCAGACGUGGAUGCUCUGUUGGAAUAUUGCCCGAAACUCCAUGCCGUCCCGCGACAGGUUCAAGAGCUAUCAUCGCAACCGGAGAAAUGGGAAGAGAGAUAUGUAGCAAAACAACGCGAAUUUGACGCAGAGUUUGAAAGGCUCCCACCGUCAUUAGGCUAA